Messenger RNA from Brettanomyces bruxellensis, 3642 nucleotides. RefSeq lists its product as uncharacterized. The transcript has a single exon. Gene Ontology annotation, molecular function: ubiquitin binding. The record is from RefSeq and is a predicted model, not a curated record. Gene Ontology annotation, biological process: double-strand break repair via homologous recombination; protein deubiquitination. Bases 1 to 3642 code for a protein of 1213 amino acids. NCBI's taxonomy places the organism in Eukaryota, Fungi, Ascomycota, Pichiomycetes, Pichiales, Pichiaceae.
AUGGACCAAGCACAGCAGAGGAAGAGAACGGUGAGCUACAUCGUUAAUAUUGCGGACCACGAGCUUCCAGGCCACCACUCUUUAGGGGUGAAUGUUGUGCGGUACGACAGGCAGAGCCACACGUUGAUAUCGGGUGGCCGGGACGGGGUUGUUUCGGUAUGGAGGCCGGAGGGGAAGGAGGAGGAAUAUGGAGAGAAGGGAUAUGGAGAGAAGGGAUACGGAGAGAAGGAGUAUGGAGAGAAGGAGAAUAUUGAAGAGAAGGAAUAUGUGCAGGAGAAGGAGUAUGGGGAGGAGGAAUAUGAACAAUAUGGAAAGAAGGAAGAGAAGCAAUAUGGAGAAAAGCAACAUGCAAAAAAAGAUUAUAGAAUAAAGCAAAAUGCAAACCCAUUCGCUGGAAGGAGCGCAGAGGCAAACAUCUUCACAAAUAUGAACAACGCAGAAGACAUCAAGCGGUACAUUGCAGAAAAUGUGGGCAACGAGGAGGCGGUGGAGCAACUAGAGCAGCAGAUCAACAGUGAAAGCAUCGCAGGCGAACCAGUGAGGGCUGGACGGUACAAGCUGGCGGAUACGUGCCACCGGCACCUCGACUGGGUGCGGGAUGUGAAGAUCUUGGGCCCCGGGAACAGGGAGCGGACGGAGUUGAAGUUGGCGACGUGUUCGAACGACUUCUCGGUGAAGAUAUGGCGGACGAGCCGCGAGGCCCCGGUGAUGUCGACGGUGGGCUACCACGACGACUACGUGAGCUGCCUGGGGUACACGGGGCAGCAGAGCCACUACGGGGCACAGCUUGUGUCGGGCGGGCUGGACAAGGAGGUGAAGGUGUGGGAUUUGGGCCGGCAGUGUGCCGCGGACGGGUUCCGGUUCGCCGAGGAGAAGGGCUCCGUGUACGCGGUGGACUGCUUCGGGAACUGCGUGGUGGCGGGCGGCCCGACGGGCGUGGUGACACUUUUCGACCGCCGGGACAUGAAGCGGCCCGCCCGGCACUUCUUGGGCCACACGGACACGAUCCGGGGGCUCAAGAUGGGUGGCAAGUCGUUUGUGUCGUGCUCCUCGGACACAAGGGUGUGCCUGUGGGACUUGCGGGUGAACCGUGCCAUGAGGAUUUUCGACAUGCACAACUCCCCCGUGUGGUCGUUGUACGUGCCGUUGUUUGGCGACGACAACAACGCCGCCUACGACUGCGACCCGUCGUUCGACGUGCUCUACACGGGUGACAGCGACGGCCUGGUGGUGAAGACAGACUUGCGGGCGUCUGAUCUCGACCCGGAGCUCGUCGGGCCCCACAAAAGAGGCUACCUGAACGACCGCGUGAACUCGAACCUCGGCAUUUCGACCGUCGUGGCUGAUUUGAGCGUCUACAAGACAGGAAAGGAGUCCGCUGGAGUUCUCGGCAUCACGGGAGGUGAUGGAACCAUCUGGACGGCAUCCGCGGUGGCCAAGGACCGGUACCUGCUGAAUUGGGAAGUCCCGAACACCACCCGGCUGGCCGUGUACCAGGGCAUCCGGCUCUACGAGAAUCUCGGUGUUCUGUCCAAUGCAAACGACCUGGACGACCACCUGGUGCUCAGCUCGGCCCCGUUGAACCGCUCGGGGACCUCCGGUGCGAUCAGCAUCACGGCAAGUAUCAGCAACGACAACUCGGACAUCGUGAGCCAGUUUUCGCACGAGGACAUGAACCAGAUCGACGCGGCGCUCGCGACGCCGUUCGGCGUGGACGAGGCGGUGCUGGGGGCAGGGCCGGACGAGGGUCAGGAGCUGGGGUUGGACCUGGGUUCAAAGCCUGGACAGGGCACCCAGGGAGACACCCCGGGCGAGGCGAAGGUUCGCACGCUGCUGCUCUCGCUGAACGGCGGGCCCAGCACCGAGUAUGUGGUGAGGGAUGAGGUUGGAGAGAAGGGUGAAGUUGGAGGGAAGGGUGAUGGAAUUGAUGGAGUUAGUGAUUCUAAAAUUGAUGGAGUGAGUGAUUCUAAAAUUAAUGGAGUGAAUGAUUCUAAAAUUAAUGGAGUGAAUGAUUCUAAAAUUGAUGUCACGAACAAUUCCUUCUCUGCCCACCCCAACAGGAAUGUACAAAUCAACUCGCAGAAAGUACCAGACCACGCCGUGGAGGUGGUCACGUUCAACGAGGCUCCACUACAAAGCAUCGACGGAUCGAACGGCCUCGUCCUGUCCCGGCUGCUCAACAACCGCCGCCACGUGGCCACCAUGGACCAGAACGGGUGUAUCUACGUGAUCGACAUCGUGCAGUGUGGCCUCGUGCGGAAAAUCGACACCAAGGACGCCCGGUACGCGAUUGGCUCAGUUUCUGACUGCCUCGACGACGAGGACCGGUUUGAGCAGAUCACUGACGGCCUGCAGACUGAUGAGAGUCUCCCUCAGUGGUGCUCUGUGCAGACCAAGGGCGGCAUGCUCUUCAUCACCUUGAAUGAGAGCAGCUUCACAAGCUGCGAGAUCUACGAGGAUGAGUUUUUGCACCAGUAUGCCGGCCGGGCACUCGGAAUGGAGAGGGAAGAGAAGAAAGAUGAAAACUCCUCUGAAAACUCCUCAUCCGCCUCCUCCAUCUCGUCCAAGCCAACCCCUCGGUACAACCUCGGCAAGGUCGUAUUGAAGUCGCUCUUCUGCGAUUUCAUCGGCGAGGCGUUCACCAGCCAGCAGAUCAAGAUCAGAGCCACCAUACGUGCCAAGGAGAGAAGUGAGGAGGAGCGUGAGAUGAAGUCUCUGCACAAGUUGAGUGUGUGGAAGACACUCUCGCGGACAAAAAGCGGUGGCAGAGACAAGACCGACGGCAGAAGAAGUCUGCGGUCUGUUUCUAGCUCCUCGGCUGCCUCGAUGCACAGUUCUGGUGAUAAGGACACCGAGAAGAAGAAGAAAAAGAAGAAGAAAGGGUUCUUCAAGCGGUACCUGCACCAUGGGAAGCACGAUGAGGAUGAUGAGGACGCUGCAAAGGACAAACAUGGUGGUAAUGAGGACAAUAACGGCGGUGUAGACGUCGCAGAUGCCCAGACAGAGGAAGAGAGGAAGAAGUUCCUUGAAAAAGAGUACAGGAAGCAGCUGCAGGACGAAAUUAUGGGUCUUACGACCACAAAACAGGUGCUGGACUGGAUGGAUGAGCGCGGGAUCUCCGGGCCGGACGGAGUAAUGCUUGCUGAUGAGGAUGAUGAGAAGAAACUGAACACGCCGUACUUCAAGUACGACAAAAAGAUCAUGGUGACCAUCAACGAGAACAUCCGGACCUACGGAACAGACACAAAGACGCUUUUCCUGACCCACAUGGGCGAACAGAAGGACCUGUACUCCUCCUUGGAGGACUUGCUGCCUGCCUGGGUCAGCCGCGCCGUUUUAUUGGAUGCCUACGAGCACAUCCCGGGCAGAAAGGUCGAGUUCACCGUGGAACCGGACAUCUCCGGGCUUCCUGGGCUCCAGAAGCUCAAUUCGAACAAGCUCUCUGCCAAUUCCUUGCUGAGAAUCGACAGGGUCAUUGCCUAUGUGAAGGGAAAGCUUCCAGAGUCGGAGAAGCACGGACAAUUCGAGAUUCUGUGCCGUGGAAAUGUCUUGGACAACAAGGCCACAUUAAAUACCGUCAAGAACCGUAUUUGGAAGAGCAGCGGAAACGUCCAGUUGAUAUACCGGAAGAAGAAGUGUUGA